Molecule: messenger RNA, 1266 nt
Organism: Loxodonta africana (African savanna elephant)
Lineage: Eukaryota; Metazoa; Chordata; Mammalia; Proboscidea; Elephantidae
Gene: SYT12
Product: synaptotagmin 12
Exons: 7
Coding region: 1-1266 (421 amino acids)
Biological process (GO): regulation of dopamine secretion; cellular response to calcium ion; calcium-ion regulated exocytosis
Cellular component (GO): exocytic vesicle; plasma membrane
Molecular function (GO): calcium-dependent phospholipid binding; phosphatidylserine binding; SNARE binding
Source: RefSeq, a predicted model, not a curated record
AUGGCUGUGGACGUGGCAGAAUACCACCUGAGCGUCAUCAAGAGCCCCCCUGGCUGGGAGGUGGGUGUCUAUGCCGCAGGGGCCCUGGCACUGCUGGGAAUCGCAGCUGUGAGCCUGUGGAAGCUCUGGACGUCGGGGAGCUUCCCCAGCCCCUCCCCGUUCCCAAACUAUGACUACAGGUACCUGCAGCAGAAGUAUGGCGAGACCUACGCGGAGGCCAGGCAGAAGAGAGUGGCUGCCUGGACCGGCCAGCGGGCCGCUGCGCGGGAACCACCCAGCCGCAAAGGUAGCCUCAGCAUUGAGGACAACUUCCAGAGCAUCAGUGAGCUGGGGCCCCUGGAGCUGAUGGGCCGGGAGCUGGACCUGGCCCCCUAUGGGACCCUCCGGAAGUCCCAGUCAGCCGACUCCCUGAACUCCAUCUCCUCCGUGAGCAACACCUUCGGGCAGGACUUCACACUGGGCCAGGUAGAGGUGAACAUGGACUACGAUGCCGCCUCGCACACCCUCCACGUGGCCCUCCUGCAGGGCAAGGACCUCCUGGAGCGGGAGGAGGCCAGCUUUGAGUCCUGCUUCAUGCGUGUCAGCCUGCUGCCUGACGAGCAGAUCGUGGGCAUUUCCCGGAUCCAGAGGAAUGCCUACUCUAUCUCCUUCGAUGAGAACUUCUCCAUCCCCCUAGACCCUGUAGCCCUGGAGGAGAAGAGCCUACGGUUUUCCGUGUUUGGCAUUGAUGAGGACGAGCGGAAUGUCAGCACAGGGGUGGUGGAGCUGAAGCUUUCUGUGCUUGAUCUCCCACUGCAGCCCUUUAGUGGCUGGCUCUACUUACAGGACCAGAACAAGGCUGCCGAUGCUGUUGGUGAGAUCCUGCUGUCCCUCAGUUACCUCCCCACAGCUGAGCGUCUCACCGUGGUUGUGGUGAAGGCCAAGAAUCUCAUCUGGACCAACGAUAAGACCAUGGCGGACCCCUUCGUCAAGGUGUACCUGCUGCAGGAUGGGAGGAAGAUGAGCAAAAAGAAGACAGCUGUGAAGAGGGAUGACCCCAACCCAGUGUUCAAUGAGGCCAUGAUCUUCUCGGUGCCAGCCGUUGUGCUCCAGGACCUGUCUCUCCGUGUGACGGUGGCUGAGAGCAGCAGUGAUGGCCGUGGGGACAACGUGGGUCACGUCAUCAUCGGGCCGUCGGCCAGUGGCAUGGGCACCACGCACUGGAACCAGAUGCUGGCCACACUGCGCAGGCCUGUGUCCAUGUGGCACCCGGUCCGGCGAAACUAG